AAUCGUACAUCCGAUUCUGCUGUUUCCUUCCUCUUCCCUAUUUCGGUAUUUCCCAUUCUUUGCUUAGGGGUUUUCCUGAUCUCAAUCAUGGCGGAAGACUCCGUACCACCGCCUCCAUCUUCAUCUUCCUCUUCUGCUCCUCUUGGCUCCUCCGUGAUCUCGAUAGUCAACAAGCUUCAGGAUAUCUUCGCUCGGGUCGGGAGCCAGUCCACCAUCGAUCUUCCCCAAGUCGCCGUUGUUGGCAGCCAGAGUAGUGGCAAGUCCAGUGUCCUCGAGGCUCUUGUCGGCCGCGACUUCUUGCCUAGGGGUAAUGAUAUUUGCACCAGGAGGCCUCUGGUGCUGCAGCUCGUGCAGACUAAGAGGAAGCCCGAUGGCACUGAAGAGGAGUACGGGGAGUUCCUCCACUUGCCCGGCAAGAGGUUCUACGAUUUCUCCGAGAUUCGAAGGGAGAUUCAGGCUGAAACUGACAGGGAAGCAGGAGGGAAUAAAGGUGUCUCCGACAAACAGAUACGUCUCAAGAUUUUUUCACCAAAUGUUCUCGAUAUUACACUUGUGGAUCUACCUGGGAUUACAAAGGUUCCUGUUGGAGACCAGCCUUCUGAUAUUGAAGCUCGAAUCAGAACAAUGAUUAUGUCAUACAUUAAAACUCCCACGUGUCUUAUUCUUGCUGUCACACCAGCUAAUUCAGAUUUGGCCAACUCAGAUGCUCUUCAAAUGGCAGGAGUUGCUGAUCCUGAUGGCAACAGAACAAUAGGAGUAAUCACAAAGUUGGAUAUCAUGGACAGAGGCACUGAUGCCCGGAAUCUGUUACUUGGGAAAGUCAUUCCCCUCCGACUUGGUUAUGUGGGUGUUGUUAAUCGUAGUCAGGAGGAUAUCCUAAUGAACCGAAGUAUAAAAGAUGCCCUUGUUGCUGAAGAGAAAUUCUUUCGUAGUCGUCCAAUAUACAGCGGUCUAGCAGAGAGCUGUGGUGUUCCUCAGUUGGCAAAGAAAUUAAAUCAGAUUCUAGCCCAGCAUAUAAAGGCUGUUCUGCCAGGGCUGAGAGCUCGUAUAAGCUCUCAACUGGUAUCUGUUGCAAAGGAACAUGCAGGCUAUGGAGAGAUCACGGAGUCCAAGGCUGGUCAAGGUGCUCUUCUCCUAAAUAUUCUUUCAAAAUAUUCUGAAGCAUUUUCCUCCAUGGUAGAGGGAAAGAAUGAGGAGAUGUCAACAUCUGAAUUAUCUGGUGGAGCAAGAAUUCAUUAUAUUUUUCAGAAUAUAUUUGUGAAGAGUUUAGAGGAGGUGGAUCCAUGUGAGGACUUGACUGAUGAUGAUAUUCGAACUGCUAUACAGAAUGCGACUGGGCCUAAAUCAGCAUUAUUUGUUCCAGAAGUACCAUUUGAAGUCCUUGUGCGAAGGCAAAUAGCUCGUCUAUUAGAUCCAAGCCUUCAGUGUGCAAGGUUUAUAUACGAUGAGUUGAUGAAGAUCAGCCAUCGCUGCAUGGUCACUGAACUGCAGCGGUUCCCAUUUUUGAGAAAGCGCAUGGAUGAAGUGAUUGGGAACUUCCUGCGAGAAGGUCUUGAACCCUCAGAGAAUAUGAUUGGACACAUUAUAGAAAUGGAGAUGGACUACAUAAACACUUCCCACCAAAAUUUUAUUGGUGGAAGCAAGGCAUUGGAGAUUGCUGUGCAACAGACCAAGUCUUCCAGGGUUCCCCUGCCGGCCAGGCCAAAGGAUGGUAUGGAAUCUGAUAAGGGAUCAGCCUCUGAAAGAAGUAUGAAGUCUCGGGGAUUUAUUGCAAGGCAAGUAAAUGGAGUAGUGGCUGAUCAGGGUGGUCGUGCUGCAUCAGAGCUUGACAAAGUUGCAACCUCUGGAAACACCGGUGCAGCAACUUGGGGAUCUCAUCUAUUUUUGGUGGAAGUGAUAGCCGUGUGCCUAUAA
Messenger RNA from Neltuma alba, 1914 nucleotides. RefSeq names its product dynamin-related protein 3A. The transcript has 16 exons. The record is from RefSeq and is a predicted model, not a curated record. The coding region runs from base 88 to 1914 and encodes 608 amino acids. Gene Ontology annotation, cellular component: microtubule; membrane; cytoplasm. Gene Ontology annotation, biological process: peroxisome fission; mitochondrial fission. Lineage: Eukaryota; Viridiplantae; Streptophyta; Magnoliopsida; Fabales; Fabaceae. Gene Ontology annotation, molecular function: GTPase activity; GTP binding; microtubule binding.